AUGGUUCCUUGUUACAAAUUUUUUAUUUUAGUACUUCAUCUGUUGCUUAUAUUAAAUUAUUUGAUAUUAUUUCUCAAAAAUUGUUUACUGAAUUUGGAGAUCAUGGAAUUCAAAAGAAUUGGCAUUUUGAUAAUCAGUUGGCAGCAAUAAAUGGCUGUAAAUCAAUUUUUAUUGAAGAUAUUGUUGAAGGAUCAGAACAAAAAACUUCAAAUUUUGCAAAAUUGUGGCAUGAACAUUUAAAUUCUUUAUUUUUUGGAAAACAUCCAGGAUUAAACAGAUUUAUUAGAACAAUGAGGGAAGAAUUGUCUAGAGCUGGGUUACAAGCUGAAAGAAUUUUUCGUCCACCAGAUUUUAUUACUUCAAUUAAUUUGGAUAAUAUUGAGGCUGUCAAUAAUGUAAGUUAUAUAAAAGAGGAAGAAAAUAUUUUUGAUUAUCCUUCAAAUAAUUAUGAUA
Messenger RNA from Meloidogyne enterolobii, 453 nucleotides. Lineage: Eukaryota; Metazoa; Nematoda; Chromadorea; Rhabditida; Meloidogynidae. The record is from the annotation of a GenBank genome assembly.